Seriola dumerili (greater amberjack) is the source of this 2158-nucleotide messenger RNA. RefSeq names its product E3 ubiquitin-protein ligase TRIM21-like. The record is from RefSeq and is a predicted model, not a curated record. The transcript is spliced from 10 exons. Gene Ontology annotation, molecular function: protein binding; zinc ion binding. The coding region runs from base 123 to 1820 and encodes 565 amino acids. Lineage: Eukaryota; Metazoa; Chordata; Actinopteri; Carangiformes; Carangidae.
GAGUGGAUGAGUAGUGUGAGAAACUGAGCCAGAAGGGAGGAGCUUAACAGUAAACAAUGUGACUGAUCCCUGGUGAAACUGCUGUGUAUAAAAACUCAUACGUACACCAACUGCUGCAUCUGAUGAGAAUGAUCAGGACACUGAACAUGUCAACCGAAGUCAGAAACGUGCUGUUUGAGGAGCAGUUCCGCUGCUGCAUCUGUCUGGACAUCUACACCGACCCCGUCUCCAUCCCGUGCGGCCACAACUUCUGCCUGGACUGCAUCGAGGGCUUCUGGGACACCAAGGACACGUCGGAGUGUCCGCUGUGCAAAGAGAUUUUCAGAAACCGUCCGGAGCUCAGGAUCAACCGAGGAUUUGCGAAUGUCAUUGAACUCUUCAAGAGGUCUCUGUCGCCCCCAGAAGAGGAGGAUGUCGACAGUGUCCCUUACACUAAUAGAGUUCCCUGUGACAUCUGCGACGGGAACAGGUCUACAUCGGUCAAGUCGUGCCUCGUCUGCCAGGUGUCUUACUGUGAAAUUCACCUCAGGCCUCACCUGAGAGAUCCGGCACUGCAGAGACACCGGCUGACAGACCCGGCCACCUUCCCCGCCAGUCACCUCUGCAGAAACCACAACAAGCCGCUGACGAUGUUCUGCAAGAAAGACCAGACGCCCGUGUGUGUGAAAUGCGUAGAGAGGGGCCAUAAAAGCCACAAGGUCGUCCCCAUGGAGAAGGCCAGCAAGAGGGUCAAGUCUUCUUUGAGGGCGACAAAGGCCGACAUCCAACAGAUGAUCCAGGCCAGGUUUAGGAAAAUGGAUGAGAUCAAAAAUUCAGUGGAGCUGAGCAAAAAAAUCACGGAGAAAGAGAUUCAGAGCGGUUCUCAGGUCUGUGCCACGCUCAUAACCGCCAUCCAGAUCCACCAGGCCGGGCUGGUGGAAGAGCUCCAGGAGAGGCAGGUAGAAGCCGAGAGGAGGGCGGAGGAGCUGCUCGACGAGCUGGAGCAGGAAAUCACUGAACUGCAGACGAGGAGCAGCGAGCUGCAGCACCUGGAGCUCACUCAGAACCCUCUGCACCUCCUGCAGGGUUUCCCAUCUCUCAGAAGUCUCCCAUCUACUAAAGAGUGGUCCAAGGUGGCAUUCCACUCCAAUAACUGCAUGGGGACAGUGAGGAGAGCCGUCUCUAAGCUGGUGGAUGUUUGUCAGGGAGUUGCCAACAAGCUGUCUGCAGAAGAAGCAGACAAGAUGAAUCAAUAUGCAGUGGAUGUGACUCUGGAUCCUAACACUGCCUCAGGCUGGCUGGUCCUGUCUUCAGAUAAAAAGCAGGCUAGCUUCCAGAAGAACAAGGCCCCAGUCCCAUGUGACCCUCAGCGCUUUGACUCCUGCGUCUGUGUUUUGGGGAAACAAAGCUUCACGUCUGGAAGAAGCUACUGGGUUGUUGAGGUUGGAGAUAAAACAGACUGGGAUCUGGGCGUGGCCAGGGAGUCCAUUAACAGAAAGGGGGCCAUCACGGUGCGCCCUGACAGCGGCUACUGGGCGAUCUGCAGGCGUAAAGGAGGCAGUCUGAGCGCCUGCGCCGGCCCCUCCGUCGCCCUCAACCUCCAGGAAACCCCUCGGAAGGUGGGCAUCUUCCUGGACUACGAGGAAGGAUCCGUGUCCUUCUACGACGCAGACACAAAGAUUCACAUUUACACACACAGCGGGUGCUCCUUCACUGAGCCUCUGUACCCCUACUUUAACCCCUGUGUCCCGGACAGCGGGAAGAACACCGCUCCGCUGGUGAUCUGUCCUGUGGAGGGAGGCGUCGGGGACAUACCAUUGAGUCAGAUGUACAAGGUGUAAUAAGAAAGGAUGACGCUAACUGAUGUUUAAAAUCAGAGAUUUUAGUUCUUAUUCAAGAACAUUUUUUAACCUAUUUAGGUUUGACUUGUUUCAUUUAUUGUACUGUAUUAGUAUUUGAGCAACACUGACCUGCAACAGGUCAACCCAUGGGUUAUUUUUAUGUUUUUUAUUAACACAACAUUACACAUGACAACGGCUUUUACUGCUUGUAAGAUGUCAGCAAGGUUUCUGGUUACUGAUAUGAAUUGUUUGCUUUAUUAUCCAUAAGAGGUUUCACAAAAUUAUACCAGACUCAUGCAUGGAAAUAUGCAAAAAAAAAAAAAAAUGUUUUAAAUGUU